UAAAUUGAUUAAAAACAAAGCAAGCCAACAUUUUAAUGUUCCUUCUCACAGAUCGAAAAUUCAAAAGUGACAAAUUUUUAACAUUACAAUUAUGAGCCGAAAGAACGAAACGCAAACCCAUUCAAUGGGCAACGACUGCAACCAGGAACAAUCGAACUAUGAGGAAUUCGGCAACAGCAGCCUGGCUAUUGACGCACUUGCUGUGUUGAAUGGUCUGCAAAAUGCCAAAAACGAAUUGCAGCUGCUUCAAAUCGAAAAUUUAGAAGAGAGAUUCAAAACGUUCCGUCAGAUCCAUGAGCGUCAUGUGGCCCGCGUAGCCGCGCUAAAGGCCCAAUUGGAUGCUGAUUGGGCACUUUUUUGUGUCGAUGUAAAGGCAUAUAACGACGGUUACGAAAUAUAAUUAUAUAAUAUAUUUCCAAUUCAUAAUAAUUAGUAUUCUAUUUUCAUUAAAUUGUUCGUGAAAUCUAAUU
Molecule: messenger RNA, 470 nt
Organism: Drosophila obscura
Lineage: Eukaryota; Metazoa; Arthropoda; Insecta; Diptera; Drosophilidae
Exons: 2
Coding region: 92-400 (102 amino acids)
Source: RefSeq, a predicted model, not a curated record